Dryobates pubescens (Downy woodpecker) is the source of this 6283-nucleotide messenger RNA. It is a transcript of the gene CNTNAP5, whose product is annotated as contactin associated protein family member 5. NCBI's taxonomy places the organism in Eukaryota, Metazoa, Chordata, Aves, Piciformes, Picidae. The transcript is spliced from 24 exons. Gene Ontology annotation, molecular function: calcium ion binding. Bases 253 to 4173 code for a protein of 1306 amino acids. The record is from RefSeq and is a predicted model, not a curated record.
CAAGGUGAAUUUCCGCGGCAGCAGCCGGGGAGCUGUCUCGAAUCAGGCUCUGCCGCCGGCGACUGGAGUGGCUGCUCCAAGGGACAGUCCCUCGGCUGACCCUGGCUCCGGCUCCCCCUUCACCCGGGGUGCAUGGAUGCUGAAUGGAGUAAAUGAGCGGAUGUGGAAGGAGUGCACAGAAGCUGAGAGGCGCUCCGAGACCGGGACCAGCGGAAACAGGCAGGCGUCUGGUUUCCCCCUCCAGGGCUGAACAUGGAUUCCCAAACCCUGGGAGGCUUCACUGUGCUGCUUUUCAGCUUUUGGCACGUGGGAUUAACUGCAACAAACUAUAAUUGUGAUGAUGCAUUGGUAUCUCCCUUACCUUCAACAGCCCUUACCAGUUCCUCUGAGCUCUUCAGUACGCACAGUCCCAGCUUUGCAAAGCUCAACAGGCGAGAUGGAGCAGGUGGCUGGUCCCCAUUGGACUCAAACAAGCAGCAGUGGCUCCAGGUUGAUCUAGGAGACAGAGUGGAGAUUGUAGCGGUUGCUACCCAGGGCAGGUACGGGAGCUCAGACUGGGUAACCAGCUAUAUGCUGAUGUUCAGCGACACUGGCCACAACUGGAAACAGUACAGACAAGACGACACCAUCUGGGUUUUCACAGGCAACAGCAACGCCGACAGUGUGGUACACCACAAAUUUCUGCACUCUGUGAAAGCUCGCUUCUUGCGCUUCGUCCCUCUAAAGUGGAACAACGCUGGGCAGAUAGGACUGAGAGUUGAGGUCUUCGGCUGCUCCUAUAAGUCAGAUAUUGCAGACUUCGAUGGCAGAAGUUCACUCCUCUACAGGUUUAAUCAGAAGCUUAUGAGCACGUUCAAAGAUGUAGUUUCUUUGAAGUUCAAGAGCAUGCAGGGGGACGGAGUCUUAUUCCAUGGAGAAGGACAGCGUGGAGACUACAUUACCUUGGAACUACAGAAAGGGAAGCUCUCCUUGCACAUCAACCUGGGGGACUCCAACUUGCAUUUCAGUAACAGCCACACAUCUGUCACCCUGGGCAGCCUCUUGGAUGACCAACACUGGCACUCGGUUCUCAUAGAGCGUUUCAACAAGCAAGUGAACUUCACGGUGGACAAGUACACCCAGCACUUCCGAACGAAGGGUGAUUCAGAUCAUUUGGAUAUUGAUUAUGAGCUUAGUUUCGGAGGGAUUCCUGUCCCAGGGAAACCAGGAACCUUUCAGAGGAAAAAUUUCCACGGGUGCAUCGAGAACCUUUAUUACAACGGAGUCAAUAUCAUUGACCUAGCGAAAAGGCGCAAACCUCAGAUCUAUACUGUGGGGAAUGUGACCUUUUCUUGCUCAGAACCACAAAUUGUUCCUAUCAGUUUUGUCAGCACCAGUCGAAGCUAUUUGCUACUACCCGGCACUCCUCAAAUUGAUGGUUUGUCAGUCAGCUUUCAGUUUCGAACAUGGAAUAAAAAUGGCUUACUUCUGUUCACCAAAUUGUCUGAAAAUUCAGGAGCUCUCUUGGUUUACCUCCGUGGUGGGAGAUUGAUGCUACUUAUUCAGAAAGAGGCGGAGAACCCAGUGGAAAUCAGCGAAGGCACCAAUCUCCAUGAUGGGCUUUGGCAUUCUGUUAACAUCAAUGCCAGAAGACAUCGCAUUACCCUGACACUUGAUAACAAUGCUGCCAGUGCUAACCAUGCAACCACUGUCUCAAGGAUCUACUCUGGGAACAGAUACUAUUUUGGAGGGUGCCCUGACAAUUUCACUGAUUCCCAAUGUUUAAAUCCCAUUACUGCUUUUCAAGGCUGCAUGAGGCUCAUCUUUAUUGAUAACCAGCCCAAGGACCUCAUUUUAGUUCAGCAAGGCUCCCUGGGGAAUUUUAGUGAUUUACACAUUGAUCUGUGUGGCAUCAAAGACAGAUGUUUACCCAACUACUGUGAACAUGGAGGAAAAUGCUCUCAGUCCUGGAACACCUUUUACUGUGAUUGUAAUGAUACAGGCUACAUGGGAGCUACCUGUCACAACUCUAUCUAUGAACAAUCUUGUGAGGCUUACCGACACCAAGGGAAGACAUCAGGUUUCUUCUACAUCGACUCUGAUGGAAGCGGACCUCUUGGACCACUCCGUGUGUUUUGCAAUAUAACAGAAGAUAAGAUCUGGACUAUAGUGCAGCACAACAAUACAAGGCUAACCAGAGCCCAAGCAGCUGAUCUGGAGAAGCCCUACGCCAUGUCCUUUAACUACAACAGCAGUGCAGAGCAGCUUGAAGCCGUGAUAAACAGUGCAGAGUACUGUGAGCAGGAGGCAGCCUACCACUGCAAAAAGUCACGUCUGCUGAAUACUCCGAAUGGAAUGCCAUUUGCUUGGUGGGUUGGCCGUGCCAAUGAAAAGCAUCUUUACUGGGGAGGAUCCCUUCCGGGUAUUCAGCAGUGUGCAUGUGGACUAGAAGAAAGUUGUCUGGAUAUGAGAUAUUUUUGCAACUGUGACGCAGAUAGAGAAGAAUGGACAAACGAUACUGGCCUCCUUGCUUUCAAAGACCAUUUGCCUGUAACUCAGAUAGUGAUCACUGACACAAACAGAUCAAAUUCUGAGGCUGCUUGGAAAAUCGGCCCUUUGCGUUGCUAUGGAGACAGGCAGUUCUGGAACGCCGCUUCCUUCAACACGGAGGCCUCCUACCUGCACUUCCCUACCUUCCAUGCUGAGGUCAGCGCAGAUAUCUCCUUCUUCUUCAAAACUACUGCCAUUUCUGGGGUAUUCUUGGAAAACCUUGGAAUUAAAGACUUCAUACGAGUUGAAAUAAGCUCCCCUAAAGAGAUCACCUUCUCCAUAGAUGUUGGGAAUGGCCCCACAGAAGUCACUGUGCAGUCUCCCACACCCUUGAAUGACAACCAAUGGCACUAUGUUCGAGCGGAGAGGAACCUCAAGCAAACCUCUCUCCAGGUGGAUAGCCUCCCCAAGAAGGUCCUGGAGGCACCUACUGAGGGGCACUUCCGCUUGCAGCUCAACAGCCAAUUAUUUGUAGGGGGAACAGCCUCCAGACUUAAGGGCUUUUUGGGAUGCAUUCGAUCUCUACAUUUAAAUGGACAGAAACUUGACCUUGAGGAGAGAGCUAAAAUGACACCUGGUGUCAAACCUGGAUGUCCAGGACAUUGCAGCAGUUAUGGUAACCUGUGUCAUAAUGGAGGAAGAUGUGUGGAGAAGUAUAAUGGUUACUCCUGUGACUGUACCAACUCAGCAUAUGAAGGACCUUUCUGCAAGGAAGACGUUUCUGCAUUAUUUGAAGCCGGCACUUCCAUUACCUAUAUUUUCCAAGAGCCUUAUCCUGUCACAAAAAAUGCAAGCACCUCAAGCUCUGCCAUUUAUGCAGAUGCUGUCAUAUCCAAGGAAAAUAUUGCGCUUAGCUUUCUCACGGCACAUACUCCAAGCCUUCUGCUGUACAUCAACACCUACCUUCAUGAAUAUUUGGCUGUAAUUCUCUCCAAGAAUGGCAGCUUACAGGUCCGAUACAAGCUGAGUAAGGAUGGGCUCCUUAUUUUCACCAUUGACUCCGGAAAUUUUGCCAACCGAGAGCUGCACCAUGUGAAGAUUAACAGAGAAGGCAGAGAGCUCGUCAUUCAGGUUGAUCAAGUUCUCAAACUCAAACACAACUUUUCUGAGACUGAUUUUAAGGCCAUCAAAUCACUCACCUUGGGCAAGGUCACAGAUAGUGUGCCACUGGACCCUGAAGUCGCAAAGGCAAAUGCCUAUGGUUUCACUGGCUGCCUGUCCUCUGUUCAGUACAACCACAUUGCUCCCUUGAAAGCUGCCUUACGGCAUCCAAGCAUUGCUCCUGUGACUGUCAAAGGCUCCUUGACUGAAUCCAGCUGUGCAUCCACAAUGGAAGCUGAUGUGAACACAGUAACCACAAUAUAUUCCUCAUCAGAUCCUUUUGGGAAGACAGAUGAAAGAGAACCUCUCACCAAUGCAGUCAGAAGUGAUUCAGCUGUGAUUGGAGGUGUAAUAGCAGUUGUGAUAUUCAUCAUCUUUUGCAUCAUUGCCAUCAUGAGCAGAUUUCUCUAUCAGCACAAACAAGCACAUCGAAGUAACCAGACAAAGGAGAAAGAAUACCCAGAAAACCUCGAGAGCUCCUAUAAAGCUGACAUUGACUUGCAGAACACAGUGAGCGAGUGCAAACGGGAAUAUUUCAUCUGAUGGACAAUGCAAUUUCUUCUUGCUCUUACUCCCCUAACCUACCUUCCUUUAUUCCUUUUUUCCUUCCUUUUUACUUUUUGUAGUUUUCUUUUAAUCAUUCAUUUUUUGCUGACUUUCAGUUGGAAAACACCGCCCUGUACAGGAAAUACUGGUAACAGUCACAGUGCCUCAUUCUCUACACAAAGAACCUGGCAGUCAGAGUUUACUUCUGCAGCUCAAGAGACAUGUUACUCCACCCUGCACAAAAUAAGAUCCACAUGCACACCUGGUUUCUGCUAUGGGUUCCUGGAUGUUUCAAAGUCCCUACAUUUGUUUCUGGUUUUCUCAAGAGCCAUUUAAUUCAUCGCUUUUACGUUAGAACUGGACUAUGUAAAGUAGAGGUAAAGUAGCUGAACACGUAGCUUCUACAGAUACUGGGACAGGAUAGAGGGAAAGAAUGAGACCAAAAUGCCUGAUUUAUUUUCCAGGCUUAGUAACAACAAUCAUAAAGGACUGGCCAAAUUCUCAAAUGAUAUGAAUUGAUAUAUAUCUAUUGAUUUCAAUUUUGUUACAUUAAUUGAUACUAGCUAAGAAGCUGGUAUGAGGUAAGGAAAAAUAAAAAUGCCCUCAUUAAGCUCCUUCCCCCAGCUUCCUGUCCUUUUACUGUAACUUUUAGGCUUAUCAGUACUUUUCCAACAGUAUAUGUAUUAACAAUAAAUGUCAUUCCCAUGCACCUCUUUCACCUCCAUCUCAUAAGGCUGACUAUGUAGACCCAACAUACUCUAGCAUAACUCUAGCUGAAGCAUGGAAAAUAGUAGCUUGAAUCUCCAAGGGUUUUAGGAAGCUGCUAGGACUUAGGUGCUCUAUAUUUGUCUGAAAUGUUAGAAAUGCAACAUAUAACUGUUCAUGCCAUAUGGAGGAUUAUCACACGCUGAGGUUAAACGUUGUUGACAUUGUGGCAAAGAAAAAGUACACAGACAAGCAAAAAGCAAAGGUAGUUUAAUCUUAAACAUGAUUCAUGACUUCUAUCAGUUCUUCUAAAAAAGAAAAAAAAAAAAACCAACUACACAGCAUCUGCUCCCCCCCCAAAACUGCAUGAAAGAUUGAUUAGUAUUUCCUCUUUGUAGAAUUUGGAAUAUCUUCUCCAAAGCUAAGUAGAGAGAGGUCUGAGGUGGUGUCUUAAAAGGUUAAUAUUUGAUCAACAUUGUUGACAAAGCACAACAUUAGGGAAACAAUAUUUUUUUUUCAAUUCCCAAGUACUCUAAUUUGAAUCAAUCUUCUCUCCUGUUUCUCUGAAGUAUUAUGUCCUUUCCUGAUUGCGAACAAUGCUGAAGACUCAAAUCUUGCCCAUUGUACUUCUGCUGCAUGGUUUCAACAUGAGACUGAAAAAACUUCUUUUCAGUCACAGACAUCCCGAAAGGAAAAAUAGACAACUCCUACCAAGGGAGGUUUUUCACACCCUACUUGUUUCUGUGUGGCAUACUGCCUUCUCAGGGCUUCUGAAAAGUAUGUAGUAUUUGCUGUCACACUUGAAGAGUUCUGUUAGGAAUGGAAUCAAUCCAACAGCUAAGAAAAAUUCCUGAACUCCUGAUAUGAAUUAGUUCAAGACAAUUAAUUGUGUAGCUGAAUCUCUUUCUUGGCCUUCUAUACCAUUCUGCAGCCAUCCUGAGGUUUCUGCCUCAUGAUUCUUUUUACACAGAUUAGAAACAGAGAAUCACUGCAUGAGUUAAUAACCUACAGCAAACUAAGAUGAGGUUACACAUGCUGUUUUUCCAGGUACUGCCUUGCAAAGGUAUGCUGCUGGUUAUUUUUCUGAUGAGCCGAAGGGACAGACAAGGAAGAAAAAAUAAAUGACAGUCUGGAUCUGGUGGUUCCUUGCCAAUUCUUUUGGAAGACUUCGUGAGAAGCAGUGUCUGAUGCUGAGAAAGCAAUCUUGGAAUGAUAUCCCUGGCAUGUGGUUUACAACAGCCCUCUUGCUUCAUGCUGAUUGGUUGCGUGAUACAUAAUUACUUGAGAGUGUUUCUGAAUGAUGAGAUGUGUAGUGAUGGACUCAUUAGCUUUCAUUUUCCACUUUUCAACGUAGACCUCUUUUCCCAUGUAUUGCAAAACAUUUCUGCUGGGUUUUUUAAAU